Molecule: messenger RNA, 1564 nt
Organism: Sphaeramia orbicularis (orbiculate cardinalfish)
Lineage: Eukaryota; Metazoa; Chordata; Actinopteri; Kurtiformes; Apogonidae
Gene: tspan14
Product: tetraspanin 14
Exons: 9
Coding region: 118-924 (268 amino acids)
Cellular component (GO): plasma membrane
Source: RefSeq, a predicted model, not a curated record
AGUAGUAACAGUGGAAACAGAAGUUGUCCUCCUCCGCAGGGUGUGUUUAUUUGUUUGUUUGUUUGUUUGUUUGUCUGGGUUCGGACUGGGUCGUGGAAGGUUCGGAGGGAUUCAGAGAUGUACUACUACCGCUAUGAGAGCGCUGAGGUCAGCUGCUGCUACAAAUACCUGAUGUUCAGCUACAACAUCAUCUUCUGGCUCGCCGGCGUCGCCUUCAUCGCAGUCGGGUUCUGGGCCUGGAGUGAAAAGGGAGUUCUGCUGGACCUGGCCCAGGUGACCCGGCUCCGUGGCUUCGAUCCGGUGUGGUUGGUCCUGGUGGUGGGCGGAGUCACCUUCAUCCUGGGCUUUGCCGGCUGCGUGGGAGCUCUGAGGGAAAACGUCUGCCUGCUCAAGUUUUUUUCAGGCGUGAUCGGCCUCAUCUUCUUCCUGGAGCUGACGGCAGCAGUGCUGGCCGUGGUCUUUCAGAGCCAGGUCCGAGAGUGGCUCAACGACUUCUUUCUGGAGAAUAUCAAAGGGUACAGAGACGACAUCGACCUGCAGAAUCUGAUCGACUCCCUGCAGCGCAUGAACUACUGCUGUGGAGCUCAGGAUCCCAACGACUGGGACCUGAACGUUUACUUCAGCUGUAACGGGACUCAUCGCAGCCGAGAAAAGUGUGGCGUUCCUUUCUCCUGCUGCGUCACCGACCCUGCUGACUCGGUGGUGAACACACAGUGUGGCUACGAUGUCAGAAACAGACCAAUGCGGGACUGGAGUAGCCACAUUCACGUUAAAGGCUGCAUCAGCGCUUUGGAGGACUGGUUACCAAGAAACCUCUACACUGUCGCCAUCGUCUUCAUCGUCAUCUCACUGCUGCAGAUGGUUGGGAUCUACUUGGCUCGGACUCUGAUCUCUGACAUCCAGAAAGUCAAGUUUAAUUACUGAACCUGAUGGGAGGGCGGGGCCUCCACGCAGAAGGGGCGGUGUCUCUGUCAGGUGUUACUGGACCAGGUGCCUUCUUCUUCUUUUGUCUUCUUGUUCUUCUUUAGCUGUAUCUGCCCUCUCUUCAUCCAAUGGGCCGCUGCCGUGGUCGUCAUGGAGACUGAAUGUGUGCCUUCAUCCAACCUCAGCUAUUUUUUUUUUUUUUUUUUUUCAUACAAAGAAGAAAUGAACGAUUAAAACUCGCUGACUGCUCCUUUAAAUGGGUCACGUGACCUCAUGAACACACCUGUAACUGUACGACACUGGAUUCUUCAUGUGAAUGACGUGAGCUCAGAACAAACACUGGUUUCCAGGACGACGCCCCCUGGAGGGCGCAGAAGGUACGCUUUGUUUUCGCCUUUAGUAAUAAAGGAAGGGGGUGUGUUAGGGUGUGAUUGACAGCUGUCCUAACCAGUCUUUAUCUAAACGUCUGAACUAAACGUCUGAUCAGACUCUGCUUUGGUUCAGUUUUAUUUGGUCUGUUUGAUGAAUUUUCAUCUUUUUGUGUCUUUAAAACCUGAGGGGAUUCUGUUUUUUUAUCAAACUGAAUUUAUACAUAUGCCUUUUUAUAUUCUACUGAAUGAAAUAAACAUUUGUCACCUCA